AUGACUAUCCAACGAAUGAAGACGCAAGCAACUCAGCAGCAACAGAUACAACAGCAGCAGCAUCAACAGCAACAGCAUCAGCAGCAACAGCACCAGCGCUCGGUUCAUGACACCGCAAACCAUCCAAUGAUGAACCUUCAAUCUGCUGCUCUAGUCAACGACGCCACAUCGGACGGCCAGUCAGUAGAUGGCGUCGACAAAGUUGAUGGUUCGGCGCAAAAGCAGAAUGCCAUGACCAAUGUCAACUUUUCCGAACAACAAAUGAGCAUUCUAAAGACUCAGAUGUUUGCCUUCAAGUUGCUACAAAAGAACAAUCCUAUCCCUCCUCAGAUGCAACAGCAGCUUUUUAAAUCUCAACAGCCUAGUCAGCCUCAGACGAAAGCUGAGAAAGUUGCCAAAGGUCGCGAAGUGGUGAAGAAUGUUGAACGGGGCUCGCCUGAACCACAACGACGUCAAGCGUACGAAUAUGCAUAUUCACCUUUUGGCUUAAUCACACCUACCAUAAGUUAUUCGGACCACGCUAUGCGAAAGAACCGAUUACAAGUGAACAGUAUAAUGCCCAAAGGUGUGGAUACUGAAGAUGUCCAGCGCGAACGUCAACGCAAAAUUGCUGCUCGUAUAAUGGAUAGAAGAUUAGCUUUACACGGACCUCAUGGCCCGUCACCAGUUGACGGAGAAAGGCUGAGAGAAGAGCGCGACCGCAUUGCAUACAACCGUAUACAAGCAAGGAAGGCAGAUCUUGAAGGCUUACCCGCCAAUAUGAAUGUUUGGGACACAAGCAAGAGUGACGAACCAAGCUUUGACGACACCCUGAAACGCAAGGCUCUCAUUGAAUACAAAAUGCUCUGUUUACUUCCCAAACAGCGAGCCCUUCGGCAGCAAGUACAUCGAGACCUCAUACAUUAUGACAACCUUGCGCAAACCGCGAACAGAUCACAAUACCGACGGCAGAAGAAGACAUCCUUACGUGAGGCGCGCAUUACCGAGAAGCUUGAAAAGCAACAGCGCGAUCAGCGCGAGACCAAUGAAAAGCAAAAGCAGAGAGACCAUCUGGUUGCGAUUCUCAAUCACGGUGUUGAGAUACACAAAUCCGCGGAAGCGCAGAGACAAAGGCAGCAAAAGCUUGGCCGGCUGAUGCUACAGCAACACCAGAACAUCGAGAAAGAGGAGCAAAAGCGGGUCGAAAGGACCGCUAAGCAACGUCUCCAAGCCUUGAAGAAUGACGAUGAAGAAACAUACCUCAAACUUCUUGGCCAAGCUAAGGACUCACGAAUAUCUCAUCUACUCAAGCAAACUGAUGGCUUCCUGAAUCAACUUGCUGCCUCCGUCAAAGCACAACAGCGUGAUGCUGGGGCCAAAUAUUAUAGAAACGAUGCUGACGAUUCUGACGACAGCGAGGACGACGUUGAGGCAACGCCUAAAGUCGACUACUACGAGGUUGCUCACCGCAUCAAAGAGGAGGUCAAGAACCAACCGACCAAUCUGGUUGGUGGUACCUUGAAAGAGUAUCAGGUAAAGGGCCUGCAGUGGAUGGUGUCUCUGUUCAACAACAACCUUAAUGGUAUUCUGGCAGAUGAGAUGGGUCUAGGGAAAACCAUCCAGACCAUUAGCUUGCUCACUUACCUUAAAGAAUUCAAAGGAGACCGCGGCGGUGGCGGACCUUUUCUGGUCAUUGUUCCUCUCAGCACACUCACAAAUUGGAAUCUUGAGUUUGAGAAGUGGGCUCCGUCAUUGAGAAGAAUAAUAUACAAGGGUCCACCUCCUGCGAGGAAACAGCAGCAGCAACAAAUUCGCUAUGGGCAAUUCGAUGUGCUUCUUACCACCUAUGAGUACAUCAUCAAAGAUCGUCCUGUGCUUUCUAGAAUAAAGUGGAUACACAUGAUCGUCGAUGAGGGACAUCGCAUGAAGAACUCGAACUCCAAACUCAGUCAAACGCUUUCGCAGUACUAUCAAUCCCGAUACCGACUAAUUUUGACCGGAACACCUCUACAAAAUAACCUACCCGAACUUUGGUCUCUUCUCAACUUCGUUCUGCCAAACAUAUUCAAAUCAGUCAAAUCGUUUGAUGAGUGGUUCAACACACCAUUUGCUAAUACUGGAAACCAGGAUAGGAUGGAACUGUCAGAAGAAGAGCAGCUGCUUGUCAUACGAAGACUCCACAAGGUUUUGCGACCUUUCUUACUCCGCCGCUUGAAAAAAGAUGUGGAGAAGGAUCUACCAGACAAGCAAGAACGUGUCAUUAAAUGCCGUUUCUCCGCACUUCAAGCCAAGAUCUACCACCAACUCAUAACGUUCAAUAAAAUCAAUGUGAGCGACGGCAAGGGUGGCAAGACCGGCAUCAGAGGAUUAAGCAACAUGCUCAUGCAGUUGAGGAAGCUGUGCAAUCAUCCCUUCGUCUUUGAGCAAGUUGAAGAUCAGAUGAAUCCUGAAAGAGUUAGCAAUGACUUAUUGUGGCGUACCGCUGGCAAAUUUGAGCUCCUUGAACGCGUUCUUCCAAAGUUCAAGAUCACAGGUCACCGAGUCUUGAUAUUUUUUCAGAUGACGCAGAUCAUGAACAUUAUGGAAGACUUCCUCCGAUUGAAAGGUCUAGCAUAUUUACGACUUGAUGGGUCAACGAAGUCGGACGAUCGGUCAGAAUUGCUUGCCCAAUUCAAUGAUCCAAACUCACCAUAUUUCUGCUUCCUGCUAUCAACACGUGCUGGAGGUCUAGGUUUAAAUUUACAGACCGCUGAUACCGUCAUCAUCUACGACUCUGAUUGGAAUCCCCAUCAGGACUUGCAAGCUCAAGACAGAGCGCAUCGCAUUGGUCAAAAGAAUGAAGUGCGGAUCUUGCGUCUCAUAAGCUCCAACUCUGUUGAGGAGAAGAUCCUCGAGAGGGCUCAGUACAAAUUGGACAUGGAUGGCAAAGUCAUUCAAGCCGGCCGAUUCGACAACAAGUCUACCAAUGAGGAGCGAGAUGCGUUGUUGAAGACAUUGCUCGAGACUGCCGAAGCAGCAGAAGAAAUGGCGAAUCAAGAAGAAAUGGAUGACGAUGAUCUCAACAUGAUCAUGGCACGCACAGAUGCGGAAAUGGAACUUUUCCAGCGCAUAGACGCUGAGCGAGCCGCCGAAGAUGCAUAUGGCAAUAAUCCUGGACAGAUCCCUCGACUUCUAGGGGAGGAUGAGCUUCCUGACAUCUACAUGCAAGAGGACAAUCCUGUGACUGAUGAACUCGAAGAGAUUGUUGGCCGUGGAGCCAGGGAGAGGACAAAAGUUAAAUAUGACGAUGGGCUCACAGAGGAGCAAUGGCUGGACGCUGUCGACAACGAUGAGGACACAAUCGAGGAUGCUAUUGCAAGAAAGACCGCCCGAAAGCUCCCCGAGCCUUCGAGAGAAAGCUCCAUUGCACCCGCAUCGAAGAAACGAAUUCGAAAACCCACUGGUGCAAAGAGGAAAGCCGAGGAGCCCCUCGAAGAAGAAAGUGCAAUAUCGAAAAGGAAGCGCGGCAACAAGGCUGUGGAGACUCUGAGCGCCAAGGAUCGCUCAUCGCUUCAAAAGAUACUCAAUGACAACUUCCAGAGCCUGAUGGAGCUGGAAGAACGCCUUGGUCCGAAUGAAGAAGACGCACGCGGUCUGAUAGAUCCGUUCCUCAAACCUGUGCCCAGGAACCAGUAUCCACAAUACUACUUGAUCAUCAAGGACCCUAUCUGCAUGGAGCAAGUCGAAAAGAAGAUCAACAAGAAGGAAUACCAGAGCUUGAAAGAAUACAGAGACGACAUUGGGCUAUUAUGUGACAACGCGAGAACAUUCAAUGACGAUGGGAGCAUCUUGUUCUCGGAUGCAAACGAGAUUGAGUCACACUGCAUCAAGAAGCUCGCAGACGAAACCGCUGAAUAUCCCGAAUGGCAAAACUUCGAUGGCGACACUCCAGCCGAUGGUCGUUCCACGGCAGCUAUGUCGAGCACAGCUGGCACUCCAAUGCCAGGUGGUGGUCCAAAUGGCGGCACCAAGCUCAAACUCACUUUCAAUGGCAAUAGAGACACUUCAGUCGGUGGUGGAGGAUACAAUGGUGGCAUGAGUGAAGACGAGUAA
Molecule: messenger RNA, 4071 nt
Organism: Bacidia gigantensis
Lineage: Eukaryota; Fungi; Ascomycota; Lecanoromycetes; Lecanorales; Ramalinaceae
Exons: 4
Coding region: 1-4071 (1356 amino acids)
Biological process (GO): positive regulation of transcription by RNA polymerase II
Cellular component (GO): nucleus
Molecular function (GO): DNA binding; ATP-dependent chromatin remodeler activity; ATP binding
Source: RefSeq, a predicted model, not a curated record